This is a messenger RNA of Saccharomycopsis crataegensis, 1233 nucleotides long. Its product is annotated as BAR and SH3 domains-containing protein. Gene Ontology annotation, molecular function: lipid binding; protein binding. The transcript is spliced from 2 exons. Gene Ontology annotation, biological process: plasma membrane tubulation; endocytosis; actin cortical patch localization. NCBI's taxonomy places the organism in Eukaryota, Fungi, Ascomycota, Saccharomycetes, Ascoideales, Saccharomycopsidaceae. Gene Ontology annotation, cellular component: actin cortical patch; cytoplasm. The coding region runs from base 1 to 1233 and encodes 410 amino acids. The record is from RefSeq and is a predicted model, not a curated record.
AUGGCUGCCAAAUUCAAAGAAUUCACGUCCGAACAUUUGAAAAAUAUCCACAAGCCGGAUAUCGAUUUGACAGAUGUGAAGAGAACUGUUGUUAGAGCUCCGCAAAUCAUUAGCAAGAAAGCAAACAUUGGUUCCCAUACUGUCGAUAUCGAAUUUGAUGAAUUAUAUAAAAAAUUGAUUGAUACCGAGAAUAGACUAAACCAGCUUGUUAGGGAAACGUCAGUAAAUGUGAAAUCUCACAAGAGUUUUUUGAAUCAUUGCCAAGAAAUUGCCAAAGACUGCCUUGCUAUUCUCCAAGCAUCAAUUGAUGAAGCGAAAGACGAAAACGAGGAUGGCACACAAAAUGAGUAUGCCCCUUUCCAAACUGCGGAGGAAAUAGAGAGAUUUGAAUAUGAAGCAAGUAAACGUGAAAUUAUCGAAAAAUAUUUGCAAACAACCACCGAUAUGUCUCCAGCGAUAAUUUUGGAAUUGCAGCAAUUAGAAGAGAAGUUGACAAAAACCGUCCAUGAGAUUUUGAACAUGAUCAAAAAAAUCAAAAAAAAUUCCAAAGAAAGAGAAUUGGACCUAUUGGAUAUUGACAAACACCAAAAGUCUUUGGAUAAAUUAUCUAGUAAGCCGGAGCUCACGGCAAAGAAUGAAGAGCAUAAAUUGACUUUGGAACACAAACUCGAAGCUGCUACAGAAAAGUAUACUAGGCUCAAUGAGACCAUGAAACGUGAAUUGCCAUAUUUUUUCCUAAUGAUUAGUCAAAUUAUGACCCCAUUAACUGACAUUAUUUUUUGGUCUUUUGAUGUCGUUAGUUAUCAAUAUUUCCAAACUGUUAAUUUGAUGAAAUCAGAUUAUGGUAUUACACAAGAUAAAUUCAAUUUAGGAGAAUGUGAAGAAGUAGUGAACGAUUUCUAUGCAAAAGUUAGACCUGUUAAUCAAGAGAUUCAAAAAUUAUCUAUUAUCAAUUAUUCAAAGAGUUAUUUACAAGAUUUGACAAAUUCAGAUACUCCUCCCAUAGAUUCUUUGGAUAUUUCUGAAAGGUCAUUUGAUUUAUACGAAUCUGGUACUGCGAUUGAUAAAUAUAAAGUUCUCUUCGAUUUCAAGCCAGAGCAGGAGAACGAUUUAGCACUUUCUAAAGGAGAGGAAAUUAUGGUAUUAAAUAAAACUGACAACAAUUGGUGGAAAUGUAGAAACUCUGAAGGAGAAAUUGGAAUGAUUCCUGCAAAUUAUGUUGAAAGAAUUUGA